Molecule: messenger RNA, 663 nt
Organism: Myxocyprinus asiaticus (Chinese sucker)
Lineage: Eukaryota; Metazoa; Chordata; Actinopteri; Cypriniformes; Catostomidae
Gene: lhfpl5b
Product: LHFPL tetraspan subfamily member 5b
Exons: 2
Coding region: 1-663 (220 amino acids)
Biological process (GO): sensory perception of sound; detection of mechanical stimulus involved in sensory perception
Cellular component (GO): plasma membrane
Source: RefSeq, a predicted model, not a curated record
AUGGGCUUUGAGAAGAUGCUGCCAGCCCAAGAGGCUGCCAAAAUCUACCACACCAACUAUGUGAGAAACGCCAGAGCCAUCGGUGUCCUGUGGGCCGUUUUCACUAUAUGCUUCGCCAUCAUUACUGUGGUGGUCUUCAUCCAGCCCUACUGGAUUGGUGACAGUGUCAGCACCCCACAGGCUGGUUACUUUGGGCUCUUUCACUACUGUAUUGGAAACCCCAUCACUUCCGAACUGAUUUGCAAAGGCAGUGUGUUCGACUUCGCCUCGAUCCCCUCUGGGGCUUUCAGGACUGCUAUGUUCUUUGUAGGUACAUCAAUGCUUCUUAUCGUGGGAACAAUUGUGUGCCUGGGUCUUUUCUUUUUCUGCAAUGCAGGAAGAGUGUACAAGAUAUGUGCAUGGAUGCAGACAUCUUCAGCUGUGUUGAUGGCAAUGGGCUGUUUGAUAUAUCCGGAUGGGUGGAACGCCCCAGAAGUAAAGCGAAUGUGUGGCGAGCAGACUGACAAAUACACACUGGGGAACUGCACUGUGCGCUGGGCUUACAUAUUAGCCAUUAUCUGCAUCCUGGAUGCAGUGUUACUUUCGCUACUCGCAUUCACUCUGGGCAACCGACAAGACAAACUGCUGCCAGACGACUUCGAGGUGGAGGAAACCAACAGGUGA